UAAGUCUCAAGAUGGCGGCCAAUGCGGGAUCGAUGUUCCAAUAUUGGAAGCGUUUUGAUAUACAAGAACUGCAGAGGGAGCUGGACACCACCGCCACACAGCUGGCCAACAGACAGGAUGAGAGUGAGCAGUCCAGAAAGAAGCUCAUCGACCAGAGCCGAGACUUCAAGAAGAACACACCAGAGGACCUGCGCAAGCAGGUAGCACCACUGCUGAAGAGCUUCCAGGGGGAGAUCGAUGCGUUGAGCAGACGCAGUAAGGAGGCCGAGGCUGCCUUUCUGAACGUCUACAAGAGACUCAUCGAUGUACCAGACCCUGUGCCAGUGCUGGAGUUGGCUCAGCAGCUGCAUGUGAAGGUUCAGAAGAUGCACGACAUCGAGACCGAGAACCUGAAGCUCCGCGAGACGCUCGACGACUACAACAAGGAGUUCGCCGAGGUCAAGAACCAGGAGGUCACGGUGAAGGCCCUGAAGGAGAAGGUUCGUGAGUACGAGCAAAACCUGAAGAGCCAAGCAGAGACCCUUGCACACGAGACCAAACUACAGCUGCACAGCCACUACUCUGAGAAAGAGAGGAGGCUGCAGGAUUCUCAGGAGUCGUUAGCCUCUAAGUUGGAGGAGGCGGAUCACAAGACUCAAACCCUCCAAUCAGCUCUAGAGGCCACUCAGGCUGAACUGUUUGACCUCAAGGCUAAAUAUGACGAGGAGUCCACCGCCAAGGGUGAUGAGAUUGAAAUGGUGAUGACUGACUUGGAGAGAGCCAAUCAGAGGGCGGAAGCAGCUGAGAGGGAGGCGGAGUCUCUGAGAGAGCAGCUGACAUCAGCCAACAAGCUGGCCAAUCAGAAAACACCUGACACGAGUGUGGAGGUGGAUCUGAGUUCUAAGGAGCGGGAGGUGGAGUUGAGCUCUAAGGAGCGGGAGAUGACCCAGCUGCUGGAAGACGUCCAGAGACUACAGGCCAGCCUCACCAAACUCAGGGACUCCUCAGCCAAUCACAUCAGCUCCUUACAGGAGCAGCUUCAGCUCAAGAGCAGCACACUCAAGGAGUUGGAAGAAAAACUUCAGCAGCAGGCUGACUAUGAAGAAGUGAAGAAAGAGCUCAGCAUCCUGAAGUCCAUGGAGUUUGGCCCGACAGAUGGAUCUGUGCAGGACUCCUCCAAACCCCUAGAGGUGCUCUUGUUGGAGAAGAACCGCAGUCUCCAGUCUGAAACGGCCUCUCUGCGCAUCGCUAACAACGAGCUCAGUGGCCGGUACUCUCAGCUGCAGCAGGAGUUCUCGUCAGCCGUGAGGACGAGUUCGGAACAGAAACAGCUGAUCCUCAAACUGGAGCAGGACCUGAGCACCGUCCAGAACCUCAACAUGCCCCGCCCGGACGCAGAGGGGUCAGACCUGAGCAGCAUGGACACGAUUCCUGAGCCCAUCAAGGAGGCCACAGCUCUCUUCUCAGGGAGCUCUCCUCAGGUGGAUCUCCCUCAGGGUCAGAUGGACUCUCUGCUCUCCAUCAUCUCCAGCCAGAGAGAGAGAUUUCGCUCACGCAACCAGGAGCUGGAGGCCGAGAGCCGCACCAUGCAGCAGACCCUGCUGGCCCUACAGACGGAGCUGGACAGCCUGCGCGCUGACAACAUCAAACUCUACGAGAAGAUCAAGUUCUUACAGAGCUACGCAGGAAGAGCCGGCAGCAGUGAUGACACGGCGGUGAUGCGCUACUCCUCCCAGUACGAAGAGAGACUGGACCCCUUCUCCUCCUUCAGCAAGAGGGAGCGUCAGCGCAGAUACCUGAACCUCAGCCCCUGGGAUAAAGCAACACUGAGUCUGGGUCGGGUCAUCUUGUCCAGUAAGAUGGCACGGACGGUGGCCUUCUUCUACACACUCUUCCUACACUGCCUGGUCUUCCUGGUGCUGUAUAAGACUGCGUGGAGUGAGAGCAUCGGACGGGACUGUGCUGCAUUCUGUGCAAAGAAGUACUCCGAUCAUCUCCAUCGUUUCCACGAGGACGGGGGAAAUGGAGACAUGUGGCAGUGACGUCAUCACAUUAGGCUCCUCCCACCCCGUCCCCAGAGUACUCCGAUCAUCUCCAUCGUUUCCACGAGGACGGGGGAAAUGGAGACAUGUGGCAGUGACGUCAUCACAUUAGGCUCCUCCCACCCCGUCCCCAGAGUACGAGCAGCAGACCAAUCAGAAGAUCUGCCACUGAUCACUCAUCUGUUUGACAUUUCUGUACGAGUGUGUGUGUGUGUGUGUGUGUGUGUGUGUACCGACUCCUCUCACUCUGUAGUAGUGAUGAGCCUCUCUGGGUGAGAUGAGAGAUGACACACACACACACACACACACACACACAAACACACACACACACACACACACACACACACUAUGAAGCCCCUGUAACUCUAAACUCUAAACUCUAAGAUGAACUUGUUAGUCCCAUGAGAGAAUGUGUGUGAGGGUUAGGGUUAGGGUAUCUCUGUAACUGUGUGUGUGUGUGUGAGGGUUAGGGCAUCUGUGUGUGUGUGUGAGGGUUAGGGCAUCUCUGUAACUCUGAACUUUAAGGUCUGAGAUGACUCUGUUACGCUAACUUGAGCAGCAGACUGCAGCAGUUGUGUUUCCACACACUAAAUGUAGUCUUUAGUGUGUGGGCCGCCUGAACUGGACUGGGACCUGGUGUGUGUGUGUGUGUGUGUGUGUGUGUGUGUGUGUGUGUGUGUGUGUGUGUGUGUGUGUGUGUGUGUGUGUGUGUGUGUGUGUGUGUGUGUGUGUGUGUGUGUGUGUGUGUGUGUGUGUGUGUGUGUGUGUGUGUGUGUGUGUGUGUGUGUGUGUGUGUGUGUUCUGAACUGGACUGGGACCUGGUGUGUGUGCGACGAUGCCGCAUAUUCUUUACCUUUAUGUGUACUCUCAAGCCUUCAAGGUUGCCUAUUCUAUGCAGAUCCUGUGUGUGUGUGGUAGGUGAGAAUGUGUGUGUGUGUGUGUGUGUGUGUGUGUGUGUGUGUGUGUGUGUGUG
Messenger RNA from Sardina pilchardus (European sardine), 2994 nucleotides. It is a transcript of the gene cux1b, whose product is annotated as cut-like homeobox 1b. Gene Ontology annotation, biological process: intra-Golgi vesicle-mediated transport; regulation of transcription by RNA polymerase II. Bases 12 to 2021 code for a protein of 669 amino acids. Gene Ontology annotation, cellular component: nucleus; Golgi membrane. Lineage: Eukaryota; Metazoa; Chordata; Actinopteri; Clupeiformes; Clupeidae. The transcript is spliced from 24 exons. Gene Ontology annotation, molecular function: RNA polymerase II transcription regulatory region sequence-specific DNA binding; DNA-binding transcription factor activity, RNA polymerase II-specific. The record is from RefSeq and is a predicted model, not a curated record.